CUGAGGAGUGGAGCAUCUUCUUUGGUGGCGGGUGGGUGUGAGGAGGAGGCGGCUGAAGGCUCUUACUGUGUCUGGUAACGCACAGCGGACCCUCAUCAUUGGACUGCGAGAAAGCGGGAGCGCUGCGAGGUAGGACAAGAGAAGAUAUAAAGGGGUGGGGGGAGUCCACAACACAGGGACUCGAAGAGGCUUCAUAAAAGGCAAAGCUCAUCUUUGCUGGACGGUGUUGUAAAGCAAGAGAAACCAGACGUCAAGAAGAACACCUAAAAUCUGGGUCACCACGAGCGUUCCCUCUUUUUGGAACACCCUGAACCCAGGCUUCCAGCCCAGCCCACCGCGCGUCAGGUGAGCGGCCGCCACCUCCUCUGCCGCUGCAGGACCUGCGCCUCCAUGAACUUGCCAAGAGCUGAGCUCCUUCGCUCCACACCGCCGCGCAGCCUCCGGGGCUCGGACGGGGAAGACGGUGAGAUCGACAUCCUCGGAGAGGAGGAAGAUGAAGAUUACGAGGAGGAAGAGGAAGACGACGCCGGGGAGAGCCAGCAGUUCCUGGAGCAGCAGGGGGCGCGGCGGGGAGCUAGCGCACUUCCGGGCGAGUUCACGGUGAGCGGCGACCGCCCGAGCAACGCCCCCGAGUUUGGCACCAAGUUCAGGGCCCCGACGGAGUCUGCGGAGGCCUCCGGGGACGCCCCGCAGCCGGCGAAGCCCCCGUACUCGUACAUCGCGCUCAUCACCAUGGCCAUCCUGCAGAGUCCGCACAAGCGCCUGACUCUCAGCGGCAUCUGCGCCUUCAUCAGCGGCCGCUUCCCCUACUACCGCCGCAAGUUCCCCGCCUGGCAGAACAGCAUCCGCCACAACCUCUCGCUCAACGACUGCUUCGUCAAGAUCCCCCGCGAGCCGGGCCACCCGGGCAAGGGCAACUACUGGAGCCUGGACCCGGCCUCCCAGGACAUGUUCGACAACGGCAGCUUCCUCCGGCGCAGGAAGCGCUUCAAGCGCCACCACCCGCCCCCCGGAGCCCACCUGCACCACCCCUUCCCCCUGCUCGCGGCGCCCGCCGCCCUGCACGGCCCCUACCCGGGCCUGCUGCUCGGGUCGCCAGCCCCGUUGCAGCCUGUCCCGGGGGCCUACCCCACCGCCGCCCCCGGGAGCCGCCAGUGCGCGCUGCUGCACCCUCACCCUCUACGCUACCUGCUACUGUCCGCCCCGGCCUAUGCUGAGGCACCGAGUAAAGCGCAGGGCGCGGACCUGGGGACCCCGGCGCCAUUCCGGUGUUUCAGUCCUCAGUGGGCUCCCAGCCGCGGGAGGAGGGCAAGGGGCCCGCGUCGCAGCCGGGAGGCGGAUGCACUUCCUUCAGCAUCGAGAGUAUCAUGCAAGGGGUUAGAGGAGGGGGUACAGGGGACGCGCAGAGUCAGCCCACGACCCCGUGGGGCUACUGCCACUUGCUGCAACGCCCGUCUUGCCUGUUGCGUCCCCAGGCCGCUGUCCCCUUGCUACACGUGUCCGCUGCCACCGCCACAAAUGCUGCCAGGACGAUGUUGCAGCAGCAGCAGCAGCAGCAGCAGCAGCAGCAGCAGCAGCAGCAGCAGCAGCAGCAGCAGCAGGACUGUGCCAGCAAAGGCUCACUGCUAGGCAGGCACCUGUCGGCCCCCGCGGCGCUGCAGGGGUGUCAGCCCGGAGCAGAGGGCUCUAGGCUGAAGUCGGGCAGAGAGGGGACCUCGCCGGCCUUUUGAGUAGCACCCACAUCCUGCCCUGGCACCAACUCCGCGGAUCGGACCUGGAGCCAAACUGGAGAGCGAGCGAGCCGGAUCCCGCCCUCCCCGACCCCUGACCUCGCGCACUUUGCCUUGCACGGUCCGGACUAGGCAUGUGCCUGGGCAUGCCGCAGCAGAGCAACAACCAAUUUCGGCUUGCUGCGAAAUAUUUACAAAGGAAAAGUUAGACACUGUUCCCUUAAGACAACCUGAAAAUAAACUUCAUAUGAUGUCAAGUCUCACCUUUUCUUUUCCAGUCUCCAGUGUGGCUUCCAGGGCUUGCCCGAUUUGCUCAUUUCCAGAGGAACUAUGAACGUGAGUGGGGCAUUUUGUUCUGGUAGUAAAAAGAAAAAAAGAAGAUACGAUGUCCAACGCAUAACACGUUUCCCCUUCUUUGCUCCCUAGAAACUGCAAGUAUUAUUCCCGAGUCCAGUGCAAAAUGCUCAUGCCCUUUAUGUCUUCCUAAAAUCCAUGUGUAAUAUAAGAAUUUUAAUUUCACAGCAUUUAUUUCUGAUUUGUGUCUGAUGUGCCAGUUUCC
Molecule: messenger RNA, 2289 nt
Organism: Hipposideros armiger (great roundleaf bat)
Lineage: Eukaryota; Metazoa; Chordata; Mammalia; Chiroptera; Hipposideridae
Product: forkhead box protein D4-like 6
Biological process (GO): cell differentiation; anatomical structure morphogenesis; regulation of transcription by RNA polymerase II
Molecular function (GO): DNA-binding transcription factor activity, RNA polymerase II-specific; RNA polymerase II cis-regulatory region sequence-specific DNA binding
Source: RefSeq, a predicted model, not a curated record